GCAACAUCGAUGGCAGUCAGUACGAGUACCACUUCUACUGCCUCGUCGUCGUCGUUGACCACGGAUCCGGCAAUAGCAAUAGCAGGAGCAAGAACCUCAUUGUUGUCGUCAGCACUUCCUCUAUCGACCAUCUCACCCGACUCAGCCAUCGGCCAUCAUCAUUUCGGAAAAGCACCAUAUCUCUCUCAGGUCGCCCUUUUAGGAGAAGUGCCCUCGAAAUCCGUCGAUGUCCCAAUCACGUCCGUCUUCCUCGUCCUCUUUAUCGUCGGAGCCAUAAGUAACAUGAUGAUCUUCCGAAAAAACAAAGCGCAGGGCCGACUCUUCAUGCCAUCAUUCUUUCUGUACGUCUUCUGCAUGGCCCGGACCCUCAGCUGCGCUCUACGCAUCUCCUGGGCAUUCUAUCCCACCAACGCCUCCCUCUCCAUCGCGGCCUUUAUAUUCGUCUCGGCCGGCGUCCUGAUUAUUUUCGUUGUCAACCUAAUCUUCGCCCAAAGAAUCGUCAGGGCGAUACAGCCUCGCAUCGGAUGGAGCCCAGCAUUCAAGAUCUCAUUCGUCAUCAUAUAUGGUCUUACGGUGCUCCUUCUGAUUGCGACGGUCAUCUGCAUCGUCCACUCCCAUUACACCUUGAAUCCAGACGACUUGCGAAUCGACCUUCACAUCGAACAAGCCGCCAUAACAUAUUUUCUUUGCCUCGCAUUCCUCCCGCUUCUGCUGGUAUAUGUGGCUCAAGUUCUCCCACGGACGAGGAGACCCGAAAAGUUUGGAACUGGAUCCUGGCGAUCCAAAGUACGGAUUUUGACACUGGGUGCUGCACUCUGCACGUUCGGCGCAGGAUUUCGCACGGGCUCGAACUUUAUGAACCCCCGGCGUGCGGAUGAUCCGGCGUGGUACCAUUCCAAAGUUUGUUUUUAUCUUUUCAAUUUCACCAUCGAAGUCCUGGUGGUGUACCUUUACCUGAUCACGCGAGUGGAUAAGCGCUUCUACAUCCCCAACGGAUGCAAGACGGAUGGGGACUAUACGCGACCACGACAACAGAUUCCCUCCUCUGGGGCAUCGUCCAGUACGGUGGUCGUGGGCGAGCCAGAGAACCUGAAACGAAAGGGCAGCUUGAGUAGCUACGCGCGCAUCUUCGAUGGGAGCUCGUCCACGUAUUCGUGGCGCGAGGAAGAGAGGGAGAGAGAAGUCAAUCGCAGAUAUGCCAGUGAUGGGGAGGAAGACCAUGAGCGUCACGUGCGCUCACGUUCAAUCUCACGCUCGCAUUCUCCGUCUAGGUCGUACUUGUCGCAGGUGGAAAUCAAUUGGGGAUCAGAAUCGACCUUGCAACUCCCCCCUGCAGUGGCACCGAGUAGGAUACGAGUGGUGGAUAUGCAAGAGGCGCCGUACGUGGACAUUGAUUUCCUCCAAGAACGUGAUCAUUACGGCCAGCAUAGAGGUGAUGACUGGUUCAGGUUGGAAACUCCAAGGGUAUCAGGGACUUUUGAGAGGUGAGAUUGGAGAGACGGAGAGGGUGAGUUAGGGGGGAUGGGAGUGGAAAUGCGAAUGUGAAGCAGGCCUAUUUCAUUUGCGAUUGCUGUCAUUGGAAAGAUCUGAGUGGUAGGCCUGUCUCAUUGGCCUUUUGGGAGGAUUUGAUAUUUCAUGGGCAUGAACAAGGAGUUUGGGAAACAUCGACAAUGAUGAUUACAACCUGACACAGAGAUAUUUUACUCUCGAGACCGACAAAGUCUGCCAUGACGAGAUCGAGAUCGAGAAAUGAGACAACGAAACCCUCAUUCGGAUUAUGCUCUAUGGUCAAAGAGGC
Messenger RNA from Exophiala oligosperma, 1798 nucleotides. RefSeq lists its product as uncharacterized. The record is from RefSeq and is a predicted model, not a curated record. NCBI's taxonomy places the organism in Eukaryota, Fungi, Ascomycota, Eurotiomycetes, Chaetothyriales, Herpotrichiellaceae. Bases 10 to 1488 code for a protein of 492 amino acids. The transcript has a single exon.